Molecule: messenger RNA, 2131 nt
Organism: Mytilus californianus (California mussel)
Lineage: Eukaryota; Metazoa; Mollusca; Bivalvia; Mytilida; Mytilidae
Exons: 2
Coding region: 155-2002 (615 amino acids)
Source: RefSeq, a predicted model, not a curated record
CACAACAUCAUAUAUACCAGGUAAAUGCGUUUUUUCUUGAAUAUUUAAAGGUGAUACAGGAACAUAACACAUUGAAUUAAACAAUACACAGACAGAGGAAGACCUUCGGAGGAAUUGUUUACCAUUACAUGGUUUUCAAAUAGUUUGAUUAAAUAUGGACAACAUAAGAAAAGACCUUUCCUUACACUUCUAUGAUUAUCUUUGUCACGUCAUCGGGACAGAGGAAGUGGGGAAGAUGAGACGGCAGAUAUUCUCUUGGGUUGAUUGUGUCAGAGACCACGAUGAGAGCUUUAAAUUUGUCAUUAGUGGUAGUAAGGCAGAAGGGUUGGAUUUAAAAGAAAGUGAUUUUGAUGAAAUGCAGGUCUUAAAAAAUUAUCGUGUAUAUGAAAACGUCGACAAAAUUCAGGACCUAACAAGUGCUAUACCUAUUUUAAUGGACAAUGAAUCUACAAAACCUGGCUUUACGAAGCUAGUUAAAUACGACUAUCAUUAUGGUAACGAUUCAAUACUGAAUAAGACACUUCAAAAUGAACAAAAUGCGUCAUACAUUUCCAGCAAGUUGUUCAGAGAUCUUUUUUCUACGGAAUACACUAUAACACACGGUCCAUGUCAAUCUGACAUAAAUGGGAAAUUGGAUUUUGCCAGAUGCUUCAAAUGUUGUGAAUGGAUAAAUCCUGCCCGUCAAUGGAUUGGCAGAUCAAGAACACAAUGGCCAGAUGAAUGUGUUAUUGAUUCAAUUUUACUAAACGGUGUGCAUUUUGUUCCUAUUGGGAAUGCAGACUCUCUGAACAAGGACAAUGAAUGGCGAAUUUCAUUUUCUUUAGCUGAAAAACUUCUAGUUUAUUCCUUCUGCCAUACACAGUUUUUUUGCUACGCGUUAUUGAAAAUUCUACUCAUUGAUAUUAUAAAGAAGAAACAUGGAGAUCUUUUGUGUUCGUAUUUUGUAAAAACGGUUAUGUUUUGGAUAUCUGAAGAAUCGGAUCAAUUAAUUUGGAAACCAGAGAACAUUCUUUCUUGUUUCAAUGAAUGUUUACGGCGUCUUUUGUAUAGUGUAGAAUAUAAUACAUGCCUUCACUACUUUAUCCCUGAAAAUAAUUUCUUUGAAAACCGAUUUAGAAAGCAACAGCAAAUUGAGUUGUUAUCUACCAUGCGAUUUCUAUAUAAACAAGGUUGGUGUUGUCUUUUAUGUACAGACACACUGCAAGGUUUUGUCAAGUUAUCUUCUUUACCACCAGAUACUGUACCAAGAGUGUCUGCUGUUCCAUUCUUUUUUUAUGUAAACGCAGAAUAUAUUAGCAGUGGUAUAAAUUCAAUAUCGAUAUUAAAAUGGAUAGCCCAUGAUAAAUGUCAAGAACUCUCGGCAACAAAUGUUUGUGCAUAUCUUUUAUCAUUGCGUCAUCAAACAAUAGCACAUAGUCGGAUGUGUAUGGUUGACAAAAACAAAAGAAACAACAAAUAUAAUUAUAAGAGAUAUCGAAAAUGCAUGUUUCAUUUGUUACUAGGCGUCCAUCAUGAUGUCGCGGCUGGUUGGUUAUUACUAGCAUCUUUCUUCUACACCUGUAAACAAUACCGUGAGUGUAUACACAUCAUUAUCCAAUGUCUGUCUGAAUGUGACGCAUCCAAAAUUUUAUUAAAACUCCGUGUUGAAUUAAAAUCACAAAAUGCAUUUGAAAAACUUAGAAUGACAUAUAUGAAUCAAUGUUUACUUGCUGCCUGUAGAUACGCAAUUAUAAACGACGUCUAUAUGACCGAGUCGUCCCACUUGUUGCCAGCCGAACUGAAAUGCACAGUAAAAGAGUUGGAAUAUUUUCCUCCUCACCUCUUUGGACACUUAUUACUUUUUUUAUGUUUUCAUCAUCUUGAAGACUUUACUGGAAAGGGAUAUGCUUUGCGAGAUCUAGAAAUAAUUAUCAGAAAAGGGUAUUAUAUUACAAAUAACCAAGUCCAAAGACUCCUUUGUAGCUUAUGUUUUGAUGUAGUAAAACAAAUGUAUAAACAGUAAAUGAAAGGAAUAUUAAAAUCGAACUUAUUGAUGAUGAGGUGCAUCUCAGCAUUCAUUUUUUGUGAAAAAAUGUAUCAUAAUUUAACAUGCUUAUGCUUUAUGAAUAAAUAUUUAUCUAGGAUAGAAAAA